This is a messenger RNA of Anthostomella pinea, 1011 nucleotides long. The record is from the annotation of a GenBank genome assembly. Lineage: Eukaryota; Fungi; Ascomycota; Sordariomycetes; Xylariales; Xylariaceae.
AUGCCCUGCCAGCCCUGCUUUCUCGGAUUGCCUCGGGAGGUUCGAGAUGGCAUAUACGGGCUGGUUCCUCUGGCGCAGUGUCAGGCCGCUUCUGCACCUCCUGCACCUCCUGCACCCUCUUCUUCUUCGGAGCUAAUACGACGCGCAAACACUAUAUUCCACCACAGAGUUGAACCCUACGAUAUUAGCGAUCCGGCAGAGCACUUGUACGCGUUCAGUGUAUCCGACGCCCAGCCUUUAGUCAACCCGGCCUUGUCGUUACUGCUGGUCAAUCACCAAGUCCAUCAUGAGACAAAACAGGCGCUGGAUUGGAUGGCAAAGAAGCCCCAGGAUCUGUACCUGGACGUUAUAUUUUGCAAAGCCACAGACUGUUUGUGGGCAACCUGGCUGUCGGUGCCUUGCCUCGCAUCUCGCUACCGCAACUUUUACGUCAAAGUCCGCCACUUUGAUCAACAUGAGUUGUUGGGGUCCGAGGCGCAGGAAACGGACUCGUCCCAUACAUCGCAUGAGGGGCGGAUAUUGACCAAACUGCUCAGCGGCGCUCUGUGCACAUAUUUGCAAGGGGGAACGUUGGCUCAUGGCAGACCGGCCAGCGACUCGGCAGGCUUCACGGCAGAGCAUCUGCUGCUGGAUUUCUUCCCUAACCCACACGAAGACACCGAGGAUGACGAAGACACUGGGGAUGACGAAGAAACUGUGGAUGACGAAGUCACUGAGGAUUGGGGCGUGAUCGACUAUGCGCUCGAUUUCAUGUGGGAGUUGGGGUGGUUCACAAGGCCUAUUGCAGCUGUUACGCCGUUUUACGAGCGGAUAGGAAACAUCCGGUCUGUGGGUAAUGGAGCCCAAUUCCAAUUGCAACGGUUCGAUCUAAGCUACAAUCUCGGACGUUAUUUCAACCAGCCGAACCCAGACUCGGAUAUAGAUCCGAUCAAGUGGAGAGAUGCCACAAUCCGGAAACGACAAGAAGCAGGUUUACCUACCGAGGCUGUGAGGCCUGUUGCCCACGAGUGA